AUGAGAUUCAAACCACCACCACCCAAUUCAAAUAUAGGCUGGAGAGUGGAAUUUCGUAGUAUGGAGAUACAAAUAACAGAUUUUGAGAAUGCUGCUUUUGCAAUAUUUAUUGUUGAUGAGAAUAUGAGGAUAGCUCAUAAUAAAGAUGCAGUAUUAAAUGAAAAGUUUUGGUUUAGAAAAAACAUUUUGGAAAAUGAUGAUGAAUAUCAAAAAAUGACCAUCAAUGAAAUUUUUAAUGGAAAUGACAAAUUUCCUGGAUUGAUCUCAUUAAUUUUCAGAUAUUUAGAAUCAAUCAAUGUAGACAUAGAAUCUAGAUGUAUGCUAGGAAAAUAUCUAAGAUUUGUUAGUAAAAGAGCUGAAGGUAAGUUGCAAACAACAGCAAAAUGGAUGAGAAACUUUGUACAAAAUCAUCCAAAAUAUAAUCAAGAUUCUGUCGUUACUCAGGAAAUUAAUUAUGACUUGAUCAGGAUGAUUGAAAAGAUUCAAAAUGGUCAGGUUAAAGUUGAGGAAUUAAUGGAUGAUUGUUUACAAAAGUAA
Molecule: messenger RNA, 537 nt
Organism: Entrophospora sp. SA101
Lineage: Eukaryota; Fungi; Glomeromycota; Glomeromycetes; Entrophosporales; Entrophosporaceae
Source: the annotation of a GenBank genome assembly